This is a messenger RNA of Pistacia vera, 3986 nucleotides long. RefSeq names its product phospholipid-transporting ATPase 1. Gene Ontology annotation, cellular component: plasma membrane. Gene Ontology annotation, biological process: phospholipid translocation. The record is from RefSeq and is a predicted model, not a curated record. Lineage: Eukaryota; Viridiplantae; Streptophyta; Magnoliopsida; Sapindales; Anacardiaceae. The coding region runs from base 210 to 3749 and encodes 1179 amino acids. Gene Ontology annotation, molecular function: ATP hydrolysis activity; ATP binding; ATPase-coupled intramembrane lipid carrier activity. The transcript is spliced from 7 exons.
UUUAUUUAAAUCAGUAUCUGUGUAUUUCACGAGUCUGUUAAUGGUUGACUUUAAGUUGCUGAAGAGGGUUUUGAUCUCUAGAUCAUGACCUCAAAGUGGUUAAUUUUGGUACAAUCUGUUAGAUUAGUUGAUGUUCAAGAGGUUGUUGCUGUUUCUUUGUUUGAUCUAGUGAAGAAACUAGUUUUGAGGGAUUUUGAUUGAGUUUGUGGAUGGAUUCAAGAAGUGGGAUUGAGAAUUCACCGGAUAUUGAGUCCAAUUUCAACACCUCAUCGCGAAGAAGUGUUUCUUCGAUUCAUUCGAAGGCUUCUCAUGGGAAUUCGAUAAGGGAAUCGAGUUUAAGUCAUUCAGGAUCGAAGCCUGUGAGGUAUGGAUCUCGGGGUGCUGAUUUGGAGGCGUUUAGUGUGUCCCAAAAAGAGAUCAAUGAAGACGAUGCUAGGUUGGUGUAUGUAAAUGAUCCUGUGAAGACAAAUGAGAAUUUUGAGUAUGCUGGGAAUUCAAUUCAGACUGGAAAGUAUUCAGUCUUUACAUUCUUGCCCAAGAAUUUGUUUGAACAGUUUCAUAGAGUUGCAUACAUAUAUUUUCUUGUGAUUGCAGUGCUUAAUCAGCUCCCCCAGCUAGCAGUUUUUGGCCGAGGAGCUUCCAUUUUGCCAUUAGCCUUUGUUCUGUUGGUUACGGCCAUCAAGGAUGCGUAUGAGGAUUAUAGACGGCAUAGGUCAGAUAGAAUUGAGAAUAAUAGAUUGGCUUGGGUUUUGGUGAAUGAUCAGUUUCAGCAAAAGAAAUGGAAGGAGAUUCAGGUUGGUGACAUCGUCAAAGUUCAUGCAAAUGAAACUCUUCCAUGUGAUAUCGUGUUGCUCUCGACUAGUGAUCCAACUGGGGUUGCAUAUGUACAGACUAUUAAUUUGGAUGGGGAGUCAAAUUUGAAGACCCGGUAUGCAAAGCAAGAAACACUUUUGAAGGUUCCUGAAAAGGAUGGUAUCAGUGGGUUGAUUAAGUGCGAGAAACCCAGUAGAAAUAUUUAUGGCUUUCAAGCUAAUACGGAAGUUGAUGGGAAAAGGCUAUCCCUUGGACCUUCAAAUAUUGUUCUUCGAGGCUGUGAGCUGAAAAAUACUUCUUGGGCUCUUGGGGUUGCAGUUUAUGCUGGGCGUGAAACAAAAGUUAUGCUUAACAGCUCUGGUGCCCCGUCUAAAAGGAGCUGGCUUGAGAUACGUAUGAACGCAGAGAUCAUCAAGCUCUCUAUCUUUCUCAUUGCUUUGUGUGCAAUUGUCAGUGUCUUGGCGGCUAUUUGGUUGAAACAUCACAACGAUGAAUUGGAUUACAUGCCUUUCUAUAGGAGAAAGGACUUCUCUGAUGCUGAUGGUAAAGUUGAUAACUAUAAUUAUUAUGGAUGGGGAGUGGAGAUUGUUUUAACUUUCCUCAUGUCAGUUAUCGUGUUCCAGAUCAUGAUCCCUAUUUCUCUGUACAUUUCAAUGGAGCUUGUCCGGGCUGGCCAGGCUUACUUCAUGAUCCAAGAUACUGAUAUGUUUGAUGAGGCCUCACAUUCAAGAUUUCAGUGCAGGGCCUUGAAUAUAAAUGAAGAUUUAGGACAAAUAAAGUAUGUAUUCUCAGACAAAACCGGCACCCUUACUGAGAACAAGAUGGAAUUUCAAUGUGCGAGUAUUUGGGGAGUAGAUUAUAGUGGUGGCAAACCCAGUUCACAGAAUGAGCUAGGUGGAUACUCUGUAAAAGUAGAUGGGAAGGUUCUAAGUCCAAAGAUGAAGGUGAAGGUUGAUCCGGAUCUUCUACGAUUAGCAAGGAGUGGACAGAAUACAGAGGAAGGAAAACAUGUCCAAAAUUUCUUCCUUGCAUUGGCAGCUUGCAAUACAAUUGUGCCUCUUGUUAUUGACACAUCUGAUCCGAAUGUUAAGUUGAUAGAUUAUCAGGGAGAGUCACCAGAUGAACAAGCAUUGGUUUAUGCUGCAGCCGCCUAUGGUUUUAUGCUAAUAGAACGUACUUCUGGCCAUAUAGUUAUUGACGUCCAAGGAGAAAGGCAAAGGUUCAGUGUUUUGGGUUUACAUGAGUUUGAUAGUGACAGAAAGAGGAUGUCAGUGAUAUUGGGGUGCCCUGACAAGAAUGUGAUACUCUUUGUAAAAGGUGCUGACACAACCAUGUUUAGUGUGACAAAUAAAACUUUGAACAUGAAUAUAAUAAGGGCAACCGAAGAACAUCUUCAUGCUUACUCCUCAUUGGGUCUGAGAACACUUGUUGUUGGUGCACGGGAACUAAGCGCUUCAGAAUUUGAGCAAUGGCAGUCUUCCUUUGAGGCUGCUAGCACUGCUAUAAUUGGUAGAGCUGCUUCGCUUCGCAAGGUUGCUAGCAAUGUGGAAAACAAUCUCUGCUUACUUGGGGCCUCUGGUAUUGAAGAUAAACUUCAAAAAGGGGUGCCAGAAGCUAUUGAGUCACUGAGAACUGCUGGGAUUAAAGUUUGGGUUUUGACUGGUGACAAGCAAGAAACUGCCAUAUCAAUUGGCUACUCAUCAAAGCUCCUUACAAGCGAGAUGAAGCAGAUUAUAAUCAAUAGUAACUCCAAGGAGUCAUGUAGAAAAAAGUUAGAUGAAUCACUGGUGACUGUUUCUGGACUCUCACACGGAAGCGGAGUAAGCUCUGGAGCUGGUGUAAGACCAGUGGCCUUGAUUAUUGAUGGUACCAGCCUUGUUUAUAUUCUUGACAGUGAACUUGAAGAACAGCUUUUCCAAUUAGCUAAAAAAUGUUCUGUGGUGCUGUGUUGCCGAGUUGCACCAUUGCAAAAAGCUGGAAUUGUUGCCCUUGUAAAGAACAGGAGUCCUGACAUGACGCUUGCCAUUGGUGAUGGUGCCAAUGAUGUGUCAAUGAUUCAAAUGGCUGAUGUGGGAGUUGGCAUCAGUGGCCAAGAGGGUCGACAGGCUGUAAUGGCAUCAGAUUUUGCGAUGGGGCAAUUUAGAUUUUUAGUUCCACUUUUGUUGGUCCAUGGACAUUGGAAUUAUCAGCGUAUGGGCUACAUGAUAUUAUACAACUUUUACCGGAAUGCAGUAUUUGUUCUUAUUUUGUUUUGGUAUGUGUUAUAUACUUGUUUCACUUUGACAACUGCAAUUAACGAGUGGAGCAGUGUGCUAUAUUCUGUUAUCUACACUUCAUUGCCGACAAUAGUUCUCGCCAUCCUCGACAAAGACCUAAGUCGAAGGACUCUUCUAAAAUAUCCUCAACUCUAUGGGGCUGGACACAGACAAGAGUGCUACAACUCCAAAUUGUUUUGGCUGACAAUGAUGGACACUUUCUGGCAAAGUGUGGCAGUCUUUUUUAUCCCUUUCUUAGCAUACCGGAAAAGCACCAUCAAUGUAUCAAGUAUCGGGGAUCUUUGGACGCUUGCAAUUGUUAUUUUGGUUAAUACACAUCUGGCUAUGGAUGUCAUCCGGUGGAAUUGGGUCAUACAUGCAGCCAUCUGGGGAUCUAUAUUUGCAACAUUCAUUUGUGUUAUUGUGAUAGAUGCUAUACCUUCAUUACGUUAUUACUGGGCAAUCUUUCACGUUGCUGGGACUGGAGUAUUUUGGUUGUGCUUGUUGCUUAUCAUUAUUGCAGCACUUGUUCCACGUUUAGUUGUAAAAUAUCUUUAUCAAUACUACAAUCCUUCGGAUGUUCAGAUUGCGAGAGAAUUCGAAAAAUUCAGGAUUCCAAGGGAGUCGGAAGCUGGACAAAUAGAAAUGAAUCCAAUAGAUGAUCCCCCUCGAAGACGAUAAAAUAUGAUUUUUAUUCAAAUUUGCAUAUGUUUAUUUUUUUUUUUUUAAUUUUUGUAACAUAUGAAUAGAUGAUCAUAUUCUUUAGGCUUCUUGAGAGAGGUAGCAGAUUUUCAUCCUUCGCUAUCCGAAGGAUAGGGCUGGAGUUUGUAUACUUAGGCUUUGCAUUUUUUGGUUUCUUGUAAUAAAUAAAAUUAUUCAAUGUAAAUUAGCAUUGUUUUACAAAACAGAAUUCUUGUA